Molecule: messenger RNA, 1620 nt
Organism: Vicia villosa (hairy vetch)
Lineage: Eukaryota; Viridiplantae; Streptophyta; Magnoliopsida; Fabales; Fabaceae
Product: protein BASIC PENTACYSTEINE4-like
Exons: 4
Coding region: 436-1380 (314 amino acids)
Biological process (GO): response to ethylene
Cellular component (GO): nucleus
Molecular function (GO): sequence-specific DNA binding; DNA-binding transcription factor activity
Source: RefSeq, a predicted model, not a curated record
CGUUGUUUUGGCGUGAGAUGAAUGGGAAGGGAAAACAAACCUGACACGGGGUGCUGCGAGGAAAGAAGGUCACUGAAACGCUCGCUCGCUCGCUCGCAUAGAGGCUUUCUUCUCUCUAACUCUCUCAUCAAAUUCAAUUCUCUCUCAUAGGUCUUCGUCUUCGAUUCCAUUCUACUUGCUUUAUGACUAGGAACUAGGAAGUGGUUUUAGAGAUUGUUGUACUGAUCAAAUGGAAUGGAAGUGAAGUGGUUUUAGUGAUUUAAUUGCUUCUGAGAUUUCCUUUUAGAGCUUUAUGUGUGUUCAUGUAUGGAGAUCACAAGAUGAAAAUCAAUUAGGUUUUGAUUUGUCUUUCAGCCAGAGAUUAUUGAUUAUUUAAGCUUCUAAGACUUCUUGAAACCAACUAUUGCAUCUGUUCCAAAAUCGUCUGGACGCAAGAUGGACGAUGACCAGCAAUAUGAAAACGGCAGGCAUAAAGUGGAAUACUACAGAGGAGCACAUUCUCCGUGGAAUGCGGAUCCCCAACAUCAAAUAAAGGAACAAAAUGCCCUAGUUAUGAAUAAAAAAAUUAGGUCCAUUAUGGCUGAGAGGCAAGCUACCAUUCUGGAAAUUGAACUAGAGGCUGCUAUAUCUGAAAAGAAUGAAGCCUUGGCUGCUCGAGAUGUUGCCCUUAGGCAGAGGGAUGAAGCACUUGCUCAGAGGGAUAAUGCUCUGUUGGAACGGGAUAAUGCCCUUGCAGCCCUUCAAUGUCGGAAUAGUUCUUCCAACUUUUCAUUCAACGGUAGAAAUCAAUGUGGAUCAAAGCGGAUGCACCAUUCUUCAAACCGUAAUCAAUCCAACAUGACAGAAGCAGCAUAUAACUCGACAGAUAUAAUAAUAAGAGACGCUUCCCCAGUAACUGUUAUAACUUCUGAAGCCAUCGAGUCUCAUCUAACUAAGAUGACAAAGGAUAAUUCCAAGGCAUCAAAGACACCUACAAAAGUAAAGAAAAUGGGUGAGGAUUUAAAUAGGAAGGCUUAUUCUGAAGGGACGAAGAUCAAAUCUGAAUGGGAUAGACAGGAUGUUGGCUUGAAUUUGAUUACUUUCGAUGAAACUGUCAUGCCUAUCCCAGUUUGCACGUGUACCGGAGUACCACGACAGUGCUACAAAUGGGGUAACGGUGGAUGGCAAUCAUCUUGUUGUACUACUACACUGUCAAUGUAUCCACUACCACAGCUUCCAAACAAGCGCCAUGCGCGCAUUGGAGGGCGGAAAAUGAGCGGCAGUGUUUUUACAAGACUUCUCAGUAGGUUUGCAUCAGAAGGCCAUGAUUUAUCUUUGCCAUUGGAUCUUAAGGAUUACUGGGCCAGACAUGGAACAAAUCGCUACAUCACCAUUAAGUAGCUUCUGACAUCCAUUUUGUUUCAAAUUAUGUGUUCCUUUUUAGACCAUGCCUUGGUAAGCAUGAUAUGCUUGAAUUUAGUGCAUGCAGGUGAGUUUUCAUUACAAGGCUAUUCUCCUUGCUUAAUUCUGACUAGAGUCCACUUUUAUUCAGGCUGUAAAGUAUGUGUAUGUAUGCACAUGUGACUUCUUGGUGGCACUCAUUUGGUUACUGUAUUUUUGUUCUCUUGUGUACAUUACAAA